This is a messenger RNA of Toxotes jaculatrix (banded archerfish), 1170 nucleotides long. RefSeq names its product histone H2B 1/2-like. Gene Ontology annotation, cellular component: nucleosome. Gene Ontology annotation, molecular function: DNA binding; protein heterodimerization activity; structural constituent of chromatin. The transcript has a single exon. The coding region runs from base 25 to 396 and encodes 123 amino acids. The record is from RefSeq and is a predicted model, not a curated record. Lineage: Eukaryota; Metazoa; Chordata; Actinopteri; Toxotidae.
GAAGAAAACGCUGAGGGAACAGCCAUGCCUGAUCCAGUGAAAGCACCGAAGAAGGGCUCUAAGAAAGCCGUCUCAAAGAGCGUCACCAAGAGCGGCAAGAAGAAGAGAAAGACCAGGAAGGAGAGCUAUGCUAUCUAUGUGUACAAGGUCCUGAAGCAGGUUCACCCUGACACUGGUAUUUCCUCCAAGGCCAUGCAGAUCAUGAACUCUUUUGUUGGUGAUAUCUUCGAGCGCAUCGCCGGUGAGUCUUCUCGCCUCGCUCACUACAACAAGCGCUCCACCAUCACCUCCAGAGAGAUCCAGACCGCUGUCCGUCUCCUGCUGCCCGGUGAGCUGGCCAAGCACGCCGUGUCCGAGGGAACCAAGGCCGUGACCAAGUACACCAGCUCCAAGUAAACUUUGUGUACUCUUAACAAGACAAAGGUCCUUCUCAGGGCCACCCACUGCUUCAUCUAAGAGCUGCAUUCUUCGUUUUUAUAUUCAUAUUCUCUGGUGUCAUUAAUGAGCGUGUAGUUUUUACGUUUAAAGCGUUUAGUAUAGUCAAGUACACGUCAAGUAACUGUUAUUCCAUGUACUUCUAUACCAUUUCACGAAUAGAAGACAUUUAAAGAAUAUAUUUAUGAUUAAAGUGACAACAUGAGAGUUAAAUACUUAGUGCGACUCUUCAAAAGAUCCUAUUUCCAAGUUUUACUUUUUUGGGGGGUUAUCUUCUUCUACUAAUCUUUCAUAUUUAAAAAAUUAGUGUGUGACUUAGUGAGAAGUCUCGUUAAGGGUAGCAAAUCUAACCCUUACAUUAGAUCCUGUCCUGAAAUUCAGACAGGACAGGAUUGGGGUUGAUUUCACUGGAUGACACUGGGUCGUGUUAUUGCACAGUAGUAGAUUUGACGUGUAAUAGGAAAACAGCCUUUCUGUGUCCAUUUGGUGGUUGUCUUUUCAUGCUGUCUCACAGAAUUCCUUUGAAACAGAACUUUGGCUUUAUAUGAGAACAGACACUGCUCUCUGACCGGUGUAGUCCAGCAUAUUAAAUACACUGGAUUAAGACUGUGGGAGUUUUAUUAGUUUGUUUAGAAAUAAGAAAACCUCUGACAGACAUAUAGACAGAAAUAAUGUCAGUUCAAAUUUCAUGUACUGUUAUGUAAUCUUGUCAGAAUAAUAAUCCAUUAAAACUAA